This is a messenger RNA of Pimephales promelas (fathead minnow), 1357 nucleotides long. The record is from RefSeq and is a predicted model, not a curated record. NCBI's taxonomy places the organism in Eukaryota, Metazoa, Chordata, Actinopteri, Cypriniformes, Leuciscidae.
ACAGUUUCAGGCUCCAUACAGACUGUAAAUCCAUGAAAAAUGGACAAGCUGUUUCAUUUGCUUUUUUUUUCAGGAUUCUGGUCAUUUACUGAGGGCAUCUCACGUGAAUAUGUUCUAAUCCAGGAACAGAAGACUUGGUAUGGGGCACAAGCUUAUUGCAGAGAGAACCACAUUGACCUGGCCACUGUUCAAAAUGAUGAUGACUGGGCAAAUCUACAAAAAACAGUUUAUAAUAUGGCUAAGAUGGCUUGGGUUGGACUGUACAAUGACAUUGAUAGCUGGCGUUGGAGUUAUAAGGAUGAGAAAAUUACAUUCCAGAUAUGGUCCACUGGAGAACCAAACAACUACGCUGGAGAAGAAGCAUGUGGUUUGCUCCAAAAUAGCAAAUGGAAUGAUUGGAAUUGUAACGGACUAUUUCCAUUUUUUUGCUCCAAUGAGAACGGCACAAAUAGGUUUGUUUUCGUUAGAGAUGACAAGACCUGGAAGGAGGCUCAGAUCUACUGCAGACAGUAUUACACAGACCUGGUCAUCAUUCGGAAUCAAACUGAGAAUAACCAGCUGACUGUGAUGAGUCCAUAUACAAGUGCUUGGAUUGGUCUUUUCCGAGACACGUGGAAAUGGUCGGAUGCAACAAAUGUCUCCAAUUCCUCCGUUACCUGGCUGACUAAUCCAGACAUGAUUACUCUGCAAAGACCUUGUGGAGUUUCAGAUACUGGUAUGAUCAGUUAUGAGGUCUGCACAAAGGUCUUUCCUUUCCUCUGCACGCACCGUACAAAGACACAGAUUGUGAGAGUGAAAAUAAAAAGUGGUCAUGAUCUAAAUAACCCUACAAUGCUGAAGACUAUCUUGCAGUGGACAAAGCUGAAGCUGAAGGAAUGCGGGAUUGAAAAGGAAACAAGAGUGGCAUGGAGAAUUCAGCCAAAUGGAAAAGUGUUUUCACAUGCUUGAAAACAAAAUAUUAGUCGUACAAUUGUAAGUUGAUUUAUCAAAUUUUUCGGAUUUUCAAGAAAUUAUGGACUUUCUUCUCUCUUACACUCUCCUCGUGUGCACUUUGUUUGAGGGGGCAACAGAGAUGGCUCACUUUCACUCCAGCUGUGUUCUCAGAAGGAUCUGUUUCAGUACAUUAGAACAUUAUUAGUACAUUAAAAAUGUUUUAAUUAUGUUAAUUCAGCAGUACACAUAAAAAGAAUAUAGAUGUAUGAUCUUAAAACAUUGCUUAAACACUUUCAUUUUCAUUCAAGUUCUAUUUCAGUACAGCUUAGAUUUCAUUGAACAGUGGGGGGAGUCCGUCUGUUUCCUGAUAACAAUCACUUUUAUUUACUUGUAAUGAAACACUUUUUGUUUGAAAAUUUACUGU